Molecule: messenger RNA, 1152 nt
Organism: Cylindrotheca closterium
Lineage: Eukaryota; Bacillariophyta; Bacillariophyceae; Bacillariales; Bacillariaceae
Source: the annotation of a GenBank genome assembly
AUGCAACGUCAAAAUAAAUACGCACCAAUAAUUGGCAUUUUGGCUGCUUGGUUGGUCUGGAAGGUUUCAGGUCUCUACAUCCAAGAGCCUCCAUAUACAGAAGAGGAAAGAAUUGCAGAGUAUCACAGGCGUGGAUAUACCUGGCCGCUUCGUGAAGGCGAGUACGUUCCCAAUGUCAAAGGCUGGAAAGAACUCAUGAAGCGACGUUUUGAGCAAGUUAUUGCCAACACAGAGCCUCAAGAAAGAUGGGACGGGUGGCUUCAAACAAUCGCAUCGGCGAAAACUGUACCGAAUUUUACAGAAUUUGGUUGGGGACUCACACAUGGUCCUGAGCAACUAACUUUGGAACUCGUUGAUGCCGUUUACAAAGGGAUCCCAACUGCGAGGGGAGAAGGACAGCUUGACAUUCUUGAUGGACCAAUGCCACUGUUCAUUGACCGUGAAGAUUUAAUGCACAAAGUUCUAUUUGAAAUGAAACCAAUACUGGAAGCAUGGGCAGGUAUCGAGCUGGAGCCGUCGAUCGCAUAUGGCUUUAGACUUUACAGAAAUGAGUCGCGGCUAUGGAUGCAUGUCGACAGAACUCAGACACAUGUAAUAUCUUGCAUCUAUCAUAUUGCAAGUUCAAAGGAUGCCGACCCAUGGCCCAUUGUGGUUGAAGAUUUCGAUGGCCAUACAAACUCGGUUGUCCUCAAGCCUGGAGAUAUUCUCUUGUACGAGUCAGCCAAGACUUUUCAUGGUCGUCCGUCCCGUUUCAAAGGAACAUUUUACACAUCGGUACUUGUGCACUUUUAUCCAAAGGAAGGGUGGAAUUCAAUAGAUCGAGAUUUGGAAUGCCAUUAUGCGGUGCCACCCAAGUGGUAUGAAACGCAACCCAGUAGUUUGGAAAAACUCAGAUGGGUUGGAGCCUCGGCCCUUGAGCCAGAAUGUCCAGAUUCCUGGUGUAAUUUGCGUUGUGCAAAGACUUGGAAAGGACCAUGGGAAUACGGAAAGAUCCUGACGGGAAGGGGCAGAAAGUUUGAUUUGCAGCUGCUGCCUAGAGACGUUUUGGCGUCACGACGGAAUCAAGUGCAAUCACGAGUGCAGUGCUGUUUGUCAAAUCGGUCACCUGCUCCUUCUUUAUGGCAAACCAAAUGUACGGCAGAGGUAGUUUGA